GAAAAACGUUUCAGCUCAUACUGGUAAAAGACGUAUCUAUGACAUUGCUAUCUACAGAUCACUUUGAUGUAUGGGAUCAUGCUCCUAUGCAAGGUACCCGGGAAGCAGUAGAGUAGCCAUCGAGGCUUGACCUUACAGGCCUCGGUCGGUUUUGACUGGACUUAAACAACAUGGAUAAACCGAAUAGCAUAAGCCGCUUCCUAAAAAUUAUCUGCGUUGCGUCUUUUGCGCUGUUGCAAAGGGAGGUUUCGGCAGCUGAGGGGAAUGGAGUCCACAUCGCCUACCUGACGGAUUGCACGAUGUACAGCGACUGGCAGACCGUAGCAAUGGUGUUUAGCUACAAGCGUUCGCGGCAACCUCUGGAUUCGACUCUUACUCGGAUCAUGUGCUGCACCGAGGAGGAGCGGAAGCGAUACAACGAGCAGCUCUUAUCGAUCGUGGAAACCCAUGUGGCUCACUCGUUUGCCCGUAACGAGAGGACGAACGAUUAUUACGCGGCGUAUAACAAACCAGGAGCGGUGGUUGACUGGCUCCAGCACGUAAAGCCGAAAGAGGAUUGGAUUUUGGUGCUGGACUCGGACAUGUACCUGCGGAAGCCCUUCUACCCCCAGUUCUUCAAUGCAACCCGCGGCUGGUGCGUGUCAGCGGACUACACCUACAUGAUUGGGGUGAACAAUGACUUGGCGGUGCGACACAUCCCGGAGAUUGAGCCCCGCAAUGACGUGCUGGCGGGGCCGCGGGGUCGGCGCGGUGAUCAGGUCGGGGGCUUCUUCUUCAUGCACCGAGAUGAUCUAAGCCGUGUGGCGCCGCUAUGGCUCAAGUACACUGAGGACGUGCGCGAGGACCCUGAGGCAUGGCGCUUAAGUGGCGACCAGUACGUGGAGAAGGGUGGCAAACCUUGGAUUUCCGAGAUGUAUGGCUACGCCUUCGGGGCUGCGAAGGCGAACGUGUGGCACAAGUGGGACAAGCGCACCAUGAUGUACCCAACAUAUAGGCCCACAGAGGGUAUCCCCAAGCUCAUGCACUACGGGCUGCUCUUCGAAGUUGGAAAGAACUACUCCUUCGAUAAGCACUGGCACUAUGAUUUUGACGUCACCAAGUGCCCUCCGUGGGACCUGACGGAUCCCAAGCGCCGCCGCCAUGGUAUUUUCCCGGAGCCACCGCGUCCCAGCACGCUCAAAAAGCCCCAGGUGUUCUCCAAGCCCAGUGAUGUGGUACCGAUGGAGGACUUCCUCAGCUAUUACCGCGACCUGCUGGCCAUUGAGACGCUCGCAACUCUGAACGCUGGUUUCUGCGACUACCACCUCUCCCACUGCCCGCCGUCGGAGCAGCUGGUGUCGGUUUGCAAAGAGGUGUUCAGCUACUACAAUGAGGCCCGUGAGUACAUCAAGGAGGCCGAGUCGCGCUACGACUGCCAGGACUUCCAUCCCAAGUGCAAGGAGUGGACGGGCGAGGGCGAGUGCGACAAGAACAUCGCCUACAUGACUGAGAACUGCCGGAAGAGCUGUAAUCGCUGCAAGGCGCAGGAGCUGUACUUCCCCGAGACCACCACCAAGGAGCUGGAGGAGAAGCUGGCCAAGAUGGCCAAGGAGCUGCAGCCGCUGUCGGAGGACCCGGACCAGCAGAAGGGGGCCACGGGCACGGCGCCCAAGACCUCCAGCCCGGCCAUCAUCCCCAAGCACGAGCAGCCGGUUGUUGUGGUUCCCCGCAACACAGAGCCCGAGAAGAAGGCAUCACCGCCCCCAAGUCCGCCACCACCCAGCCCGCCGCCUCCCAACUCGCCACCGCCUGAAAGCCCCUCGCCGUCGCCCAGCCCGCCGCCUCCAUCCCAGAAGAAGGCAACGCAGAAGCAGCUCAUGAUCCGCUGCUACCGCCUCGCUCUGCCGCUGGACGAGGUGAAGGACUGCGUCAAGGCCGCCAAGGAGGGCGUCUCUUACGAGCCCAAGAAGGUCACCGCGCCGGCCAACACGCACUCCGAGGCUCACCUCGCGGUGGAGUCUGACUCAUCCACUACCCGUGCCUCUGUCGUGGAGCCGAGUUCAACCACCAACACCAAGACGGAGCGUGUUGUUUCGCGCGACCUGGAGGACCUCUCGAUCGCCCAACACGCGGACAAGAAGGCCAAGGCGCCCGUCGUGGAUGCGGCCGCUGUGGGCUUCUCCGUGCGCGCGUUUUUGGGUCGCCUCACAACAUGGCAGGCCUUGCUGCUGUGGGUGGUGGUGCUGGUGGCGAUCCUGGCAAUCGUGCCCCGCGUCUCACGGCUGAGGCGGCGCGCGCGGUCGGGCAUGCGCACUGAGUAAUAGCUUGCUUGUUCUAGGAUGUGACUACGUGUGGGACGUUGACAAGGCGGAAACUUUGGGUGGAGUCGUGGGUUGGAUGAACGGGUAAGGGAUCAGGUCGAGCAACAUGCAUUUUGACUUGCGUAGCGUCGGUAUUGCAUGUGAUUCCUUGCUAGCUGACACUUAUCGGGACUGACGUUUGAUAUUGGCAUCUUAAUAGGCAAUGUUCAUGAAGGGUACAUGCAGGUAUCGGUAUAUGAAGGAUACAUGUUGUGGGGAUGAUA
This is a messenger RNA of Astrephomene gubernaculifera, 2563 nucleotides long. The record is from the annotation of a GenBank genome assembly. NCBI's taxonomy places the organism in Eukaryota, Viridiplantae, Chlorophyta, Chlorophyceae, Chlamydomonadales, Astrephomenaceae.